GCGAUUCAUGUGUGAAGCCCCUAGAUGGGCAGUGUGUAAAGACUAAAAACAAGUGAAAUUCAGCGGUGUCAUGAUGGAACUUCCAUCUGGUGAGACGUUUUUGAAGACGGUCGAAAGUGAACCCAGAAACAAGCCAGUGCCAAGGCCUUUUUCCAUAGAGGCCCUGAUGAGUGAUUGUGGACCAAGGAGAACUGUAGAUGUGACGCCUUGGGGUGUUGCAAGUCAUCAGCAAAACCAGUUUCUGGUAAGGGAUUCCAGAGACACCGAUUCUGAUGGCAGUGUUGAUAUGGAUCUGGCGCAGGACUUGUCCAAUAGGAGUCAGAAAGAUGGCUCCGACAUGGACGACGAUCUCGAAGACCCCCAAAACUCAGACGGCGGCCCGGGCUCCACCAAAGCCCGCAGACGACGCACCGCCUUCACCAGCGAGCAACUCCUGGAGCUAGAGCGAGAAUUUCACGCCAAAAAGUACCUCUCCCUCACGGAACGUAGCCAAAUAGCAUCGGCCCUGCGCCUCAGUGAGGUACAGGUGAAAAUUUGGUUCCAGAACCGCAGAGCCAAAUGGAAACGGGUCAAGGCCGGCUUGGGCACAGGGCCGCAUCAAGGUAUAAAGGGCGCUCAGCAGAAGAACAAAUUGGUAGUGCCGAUUCCGGUCCACGUGAACAGGUUCGCGGUGAGGAGCCAGCACCAGCAGCUGGAGAGAGCCCUGGGAGACCUAGCGGGGAGGGUUCUGGCCAGUCACGCGGCGUUGAGGGCAGGGUUGGACUUGCAUGGGUUUCAUCCGCAGGCGCCCCCUCAUUAGAAGGGGAUGAGACAUUUUGGACUGUGUAUAGGUGGGAGUGCGAUGUGAGGUGAUUGAAAGGGAUGUUCGGAAGCUUUUGAGGGGCUACAAGUGAUAUUAGAGUUUCACAAAGUUUUUGUUGUUGGUUCUUACAAAAUGUUCUGUAUCGUUGGAAAAUGAAAUAUUUACAAUCAAACUGGAA
Molecule: messenger RNA, 980 nt
Organism: Leptinotarsa decemlineata (Colorado potato beetle)
Lineage: Eukaryota; Metazoa; Arthropoda; Insecta; Coleoptera; Chrysomelidae
Biological process (GO): regulation of nervous system development; regulation of transcription by RNA polymerase II
Cellular component (GO): nucleus
Molecular function (GO): RNA polymerase II transcription regulatory region sequence-specific DNA binding; DNA-binding transcription factor activity, RNA polymerase II-specific
Source: RefSeq, a predicted model, not a curated record